AUGGCGGAGGUCAAGACCGACGGCGCGCAGGGUCUUGACCUGUUGGCCCUGCGCAAAGACAUCCUGUCCAGCUCAACCAAGCGCCGCAUCGCCAAGCUGCGGCUGGUGGAGCAGCAGCUGCUCGACCACUCCAUCGCUCCAGCCGACGCCAAGGGCUUCCUGCUCAUCCUGUUCGACACCUACCCCCUCUACAUUGACCGCCCCUCGCGUCAAGCCGUGCACCAGUGCCUCCGCGCUGCCGCCGCGAGCCCAAUCGCCGAGGAAUUGGUCGGUGGCAUUGCCAAAUUCCUCCACGCCGAGUCCGCCAAAUCCAGCGUCGCUGCCGCCAAUGUCUUCAGCCUCGUUGAAUGGUGCUCCAUACUGCUGCAGGAGUUCGGCGCGAACGACGCCUUGUGGAACAAGUAUGGCCUCCACGUCGUGGCCGCAGACGCCCUCUUGCUGGAGGCCUGCCUGGGCUCCCAUGGUCGCGACGGCCUGAAGCACUCGGCGCUGGUCGUCACUCGCCGUGCGCUUCGCCGUGUCUUCAAGAACGAGUCCAUUGGCAAGGAUGCCAUCCAGUCGUCCGUGGCAGCACUGGCCGCCAAGGCCAGCACCCCCACCGCACGCAACGCUGUUUUCCUGGGCGUUGUCGCUGGUGUCUGCUCAAGGAUAGACGCUGCCAAGCCGGUGCUGGAAGAGAAGAAAAAAGAUUACUACGCAUACUAUGUGCGGGAAAUUAUUGGCUCAAAGACGGUGCUGCCCAAGCACAUUGCGAAUGGCUUGUAUGACUUCUUCAGCGUCUUCACCACCCUGGAGGAUUUACAGAAGGAAAUUAUUCCGCCGGCUGAGAGAGCACUGCUGAGGGCACCAGAAGUUGUUCUCAACGGGCUUCUGGCCCCCAUGCUGCAAUCCCUCCCGCAGGGCCUGGAUCUCUCCGAGGUGCUCCAGAAGAACCUGCUCAAGCCUCUCCUCUCGAGCGUCAAGUCCACGAAUGCCACCAUCAGGGCCGGCGCCCUAUCCACAUUCGAGGCAGCCGCCGCUCGCUCCGCCGACGAUCAGGUUCUGGACAAGAUUGCCGACGAGGUUCUGAACCCCCUGAAGCAAGGAAAGGUGACGGUGGCAGAGCAGAAGACCAUUCACGCACAGAUGCUCAUCGCAUUGAAGAGCUCCGAGGCCCUCGCUAAGAAGAUCCCCGCUGGUCUUGGCCCUGUAGCUAUCAAGGAACCCAACGAGGUGGCUGUUGGCGCCGAGACUCGUGCUAUCUCCAAGCACCUAGCUUUUGCUCUUACUACUGGCGGCUCAGCAGAGUCCGCUGUCACCGAUUCGUUUGUCAAGGGUCUCGGUGACAAGCGAUUGCCAGUGCGAAGGCUCUGGGCGCUGCGUAUCGGGGAGCUGCUCUGGACACUUGAGGAGGAGCAGGCCAAGCAGGCAGGUGUUAUUUCUUUUGUCCAGGCUGUCGUUCAGAAGCUUUUCGACUCGUGGCAAGAGGUAAUCAAGAACCCAAUUCCUGCUGUGCAAAGUGGUCUUGUCACAGUCGCCUACAUUGCCACUGCUUUUGGCCUUUCAAAGUGGAACAAGAUUGAAGACGAGAAGAUCAAGGCUGUGCUCACGAAGGCUUCCAUUGUCAAGAACGUCAUGAUGGCGGAGCCCAAGCCCUCGUUCUUGCUCAACCACAGGGUGUACUCCAAGCUUACUACAGAAGAAGACCUGGCUUGGGGUCUUCGCGCGCUGGCAUCUGUUACUGAUACAAUCACCGAAGGCAAGGAAGACCCGUCCAUUGAAGAGUCGUGGUCACAAGCCUUUUUGUACUUCACUUCAGCUGCCGGAAUUGCCCCCAGUGUGCGUCAAGAGGCGAUACGCUCACUCUCCAAGGCCUACGCUCGCUAUCCCGCCCGCAUUGCACACAUCGUCAUCAAUGGUCUCUGGCAGUGGCGCCGAAACGUGGAGUUGAACGAAAAGGACACCGCGGCCACCUCCUCCAGGACUGGCAACAAUGAGCUUUAUCUUGCCUUGCGCGCGAUUUGUCUUACACCUGAGGAGCAGAAGGCCCUCGAGGUUCCCAUCGACAACGCAACGCUGCGCUCGCAGCUGGUUAGUCUGCUCGUGCUAGCUCGGCCCCAGCUUCUGCCUCGGGUGUCUUGGAUCGAUACCUGUCUGAAGACUGGUGUUGAUCCUGGUGAGCUUGUCAAGGGCGAACUUGACAGCUGUGUCGAGACUAUCAUCAAUGCGACCAAGGGAACCUCUUCCAUCCAUACUCCUCUUGUGAGGCAAGGCGCUUACUCUGCCUGUGCAGACCUUGCCUUCGUCGCUCCCGAAGUCGCGAUCCCUCGGCUUGUGGAACAGAUCAAACAGGAUCUCGAUCCAAAGCAGCUCGAGAACAUUGGUCCCACUGAAGCAGCCAUAUUCCGCACUCCAGAGGGCACACCAUUCAUCGACGUACUUGCCAAGCAACAGGCUCGGGUUCCUUCCAAGGGUGAUGCAGACUACGACACAUGGAAGUGGGAGCAAGAGUUACGAGACCAGAUUGCCUCGAAGAAAGGUACACAGAAGAAGCUGACACCAGACGAGCACGCCAAGGUCAAGGCACAGGUAGAGAAAGAGUCCAAGAUCCGCCAAGAAGUCGCUGUCGUUGAAGCCUCUCUCCAACGUGGUGUCGGUACGAUCAAGGCGCUCGCAACCGGCCCCCCCACCGAGGCAAACUUGUGGCUUGGACCGGCCAUUGAUUCAAUUUUGCGAGCCAUGGAUGCUGGUGCCGGCCUUGUUAUUGCCGAUGCCGCUACUUCUGCGUACAUCGCUUGUGCAGAACGCAUAUCGCCCAGACUAGGCGUGCACAAGCCGUUCUUCGGCAUUGCUACUUUGCGGGCCAUGAACAUGGCAUUCCUCCCGGAUGGACUUGCUGACGAGCCCCUUGGCGACCUUGUCACCCGAUUGCUUUACCGCACGAGAUUCCUGAGCGAGCAGCGUCCACUUGACAGCAUCUCCCUCAUCUACAUUCUCCCCUUGGUUUUCCUGGUGCUCGAAAAUGGUGCCAUCGAUAGAGCAAAUGAUGAAGAAGCCGACGAGCAGAUCGUCCUUGCUCUGGAAUUCAUUUCUUUCCACACCAACUCAUGCUCCGAAAAAACACUUCCUCGCCGCAAGCUCUUCUCCACUCUCAUUUCGUCCAUGCAGAAGUUCACGCAGCACUUCAAGGUUCUCAAGGACUGUUUGAUGGACCUCUGCAGAGGAAUCGGGUCUGAUCUGAAUGCCGAGGAGACCUUGGCUGUCACGAAGGGUGCUAUUGUGCCACAGGUUUCUGUCAGGACUUCCGUCCUUCAGGCAAUCGACGAGGAGGUAGAUAUCAUUGAUAUUGACUUCUCGGAGGACAUCUGGCUUGCAUGCCAUGACGACGUGCAAGAGAACAUCGACCUUGCAAAAUCCAUCUGGGAAGCGAACGGCCUCGAGCUUCCUGAAGAUGCCGCCGUCAAAAUGCUUCCGUACCUUCAAGCUACCGACAAGCAGCUUCGUAGGGCUGCAGCACGUUCCCUCUCUGAAUGUGUCUCCAUCAAACCAGACGUCUUUGAAGGCACCAUCAAGCAACUUCAAAAUAUCUACAAGGAGAUGGCUAAGCCAAGGCUACCUGAACGUGACAGGUACGGCAUGCCGAUCAAGAAAGAUCUCACUGAUCCUUGGGAGGCGAGAAACGGUGUUGCCUUGGCAUUCCGCGAGCUUGCCAGCCAGUUCCGUGAGCAGGAUUUGGUGCCUUUUGUGUCCUUUAUGAUUCAAGAGGGCCCUCUUGGCGACAAGAGCGCCGGUGUUCGCGAUGAAAUGGUUGAGGCGGCGGUGGCCAUCAUUUCGCAGCGUGGGCAGCUGAAGGUGGAGGAACUCAUGGAACUCUUUGAGCGUGCCCUCGAGGCACCCGACCAAGGAAAUGAGGCCGCCGACCUGGUCAACGAGGCCAUCAUCAUCCUUUACGGAGCCCUCGCUCGCCAUCUUCCUUCUGGCGACGACCGUGUCCCCAAGGUUGUGCAGCGCCUUUUGCAGACGCUCAGCACCCCGUCCGAAACUGUCCAGUAUGCAGUUGCCGAAUGUCUCCCUCCGCUUGUACGGGCCUCGGACGACAAAGUCUCCGAUUAUGUCCAGCACGUCAUGGACGAGCUUCUUCAGUCAAAGAAGUAUGCAUCCCGUAGAGGUGCAGCAUAUGGUCUGGCUGGUAUUGUUCGUGGCAAGGGUCUCGUCCUUCUUCACGAGAAGCGUAUCUUGUCCACGCUCAGAGGCGCGGGCGAGAACAAGAAGGAUCAGAACGCAAGACAAGGAGCUUUCUUGGCCUACGAGCUACUUGCUCUCAUUCUCGGCCGUAUCUUCGAGCCCUACGUCAUCCAGACCGUGCCGCAACUCCUAGCAGGGUUUGGUGACACCAGCGCAGAUGUCCGCGAGGCAUGCCUGGACGCAGCCAAGACGUGUUUCGCUAAUCUGAGCUCGUAUGGCGUCAAGCAAAUCCUCCCCACUUUGCUUGAAGGGUUGGAUGAGCAACAAUGGCGUAGCAAGAAGGGCGCUUGCGACUCUUUGGGUGCCAUGGCCUACUUGGACCCGCAGCAACUUGCCAUCAGUCUUCCUGAAAUCAUCCCACCUCUGACUACCGUCCUCAACGAUUCCCACAAGGAGGUCAGAGCUUCGGCAAAGCGGUCUCUACAAAGAUUCGGAGAAGUCAUCAGCAAUCCCGAGAUCAAGAGUGUCGUGGACAUUCUCCUCAAGGCUCUCAGCGACCCCACUAGGCACACGGACGAGGCUCUCGAGUCCCUCAUCAAGGUCAAUUUCGUACACUAUCUCGACGCACCGUCGCUCGCACUUGUGGUCCGCAUUCUUGAGCGUGGUCUGGGCGACAGGUCUGCCACCAAGCGCAAGGCUUCCCAGAUCAUUGGCAGUCUGGCUCACCUGACGGAGCGGAAGGACCUCAUCUCUCAUCUGCCCAUCCUAGUCGCUGGUCUGCGCGAGGCUAUUGUCGACCCCGUCCCCACAACCCGCGCCACGGCCUCGAAGGCCCUUGGAUCUACUGUUGAGAAGCUCGGCGAGGAUGCCCUUCCUGACCUCAUCCCCAGCCUCAUGGCCACUCUUAAGUCUGACACGGGUGCUGGUGACCGGCUUGGAUCCGCACAAGCACUCAGUGAGGUCCUUGCUGGUCUCGGUACAAGCCGUCUCGAGGAAACUCUGCCGUCCAUCCUGCAGAACGUUACUAGCUCCAAGCCCUCUGUUCGCGAGGGCUUCAUGUCGCUGUUCAUCUUCCUGCCGGCAUGCUUCGGUAACAGUUUCUCGAACUAUCUCCAGAAGAUUAUUCCGCCGAUUCUUGGUGGUCUUGCCGACGAUGUUGAGUCAAUCCGUGAGACUGCUCUCCGUGCUGGUCGACUUCUCGUCAAGAACUUUGCCACGCGCGCCAUCGAUCUCCUGCUACCUGAGCUCGAGCGGGGUCUUGCGGACGACAGCUACCGCAUUCGUCUCAGCUCCGUCGAGCUUGUUGGAGACUUGCUCUUCAACCUCACGGGUAUCAGCAGCAAGACCGAGCAGGAUGAAGACGAAGAAAGCGCCAGGGAGGCAGGCCAAUCGCUACUCGAAGUGCUCGGCGAGGAGAGGCGCAACAGAGUCCUUUCUUCGCUCUACAUCUGCCGUUGCGACACUUCUGGCCUCGUCCGCACGGCGGCCAUUCAAGUGUGGAAGGCUCUGGUUGCCUCUCCUCGCACUCUUCGCGAGCUCAUCCCUACCCUCACCCAGCUCGUCAUCCGCCGCCUUGCGAGCUCCAACAUGGAGCAAAAGGUCAUUGCCAGCAACGCUCUUGGCGAGCUUAUUCGCAAGGCUGGCGAAGGAGUGCUUGCUACGCUCUUGCCUACGCUUGAGGAAGGUCUCCAGAGUUCCACCGACACCGACGCCAAGCAGGGUAUUUGCAUUGCCCUGCGCGAGCUCAUUGCGUCUGCCGCGCCCGAUGCUCUGGAGGAGUACGAGAAGACGCUCAUCUCGGUGGUGCGGACGGCAUUGGUCGAUUCUGACGACGACGUCCGUGAAGCUGCUGCCGAGGCAUUCGAUGCUCUGCAAAAGAUCCUUGGCAAGAAGGCAGUCGACCAGGUCCUUCCCUUCCUGCUCAACCUGCUCCGUUCGGACGAGAAUGCUCAGAACGCCUUGUCCGCUCUCCUUACCCUCCUUACCGAGCAGACGAGAAGCAACAUUAUCCUCCCGAACCUGCUGCCUACGCUCAUCGCCUCGCCUAUAUCUGCCUUCAAUGCUCGUGCUAUUGCUUCUCUUGCAGAAGUGGCCAGCUCGGCCAUGGCUCGCAAGCUGCCGCAAAUUCUCAAUGCGCUUAUGGACAACAUUGUCAGUACCAAGGACGAGGAAUUGCGGAAGGAGCUCGACACUUCUUUCGACACGGUCCUGGUGUCGGUCGACGAGUACGACGGUCUCACCACCGUCAUGAGCGUGAUGCUAGCGCUUGUUAAGCACGAUGACCACCACAGGCGUCGGGCGGCGGACCUUCACCUGGCCAAGUUCUUCCAGGCCGCCGAGGUCGACAUGUCCCGCUACUACCCCGAUCUCAUCCGGGCACUGCUCGUGUCCUUCGACGACAGCGAUGCAGAGGUCGUCAAGGCGGCUUGGACGGCGCUGAGCGCGCUGACGGGCCGGCUGCGCAAGGAGGAGAUGGAGUCAUUGGUCAUAUCCACUCGCCAGGUUCUACAGCAAGUCGGCGUGGCCGGCUCGAACCUGCCUGGUUUCAACGUGCCAAAGGGCAUCAACGCCAUCUUGCCGAUUUUCCUGCAAGGUCUCAUGAACGGUUCAGCCGACCAGCGGACCCAGGCAGCUCUUGCUAUUUCGGAUAUCAUCGAUCGCACGAGUGCCGAGUCUUUGCGCCCAUCUGUCACGCAAAUCACCGGUCCUCUGAUUCGUGUUGUUUCAGAGCGUUCGGUGGAGGUCAAGGCUGCCAUCCUUUACACGCUCAACAACUUGCUUGAGAAGAUUCCGACGUUCCUCAAGCCUUUCCUGCCGCAGCUGCAGAGGACUUUCGCAAAGUCCCUGGCCGACACGUCGAGCGAGAUCCUCCGGAUCCGUGCUGCCAAGGCGCUGGGAACACUCAUUACGCUGACGCCACGUAUCGAUCCUCUCAUUGCCGAGCUCGUCACUGGGUCGAAGACGGCGGACCACGGGGUCAGGACGGCAAUGCUCAAGGCGCUUUACGAGGUUGUCAGCAAGGCGGGCGGCAACAUGAGCGAGGCUUCGCGCAACUCGAUCCUCGGCCUGAUGGAUGCAGACAUUGACGAGGCGGACGAUGCCAUGUCGAUCCAGAACGCACGGCUGCUGGGAGCGCUCAUCAAGAACCUGCCUGCCGAGACGGCAGACAGUCUUAUCAAGAACCGGGUGCUCACGACUUCGUACAACAAGUCGUCGGUGCUGGCGAUCAACUCGAUCUUGCUCGACUCGCCCGAGACGCUCACCGAGAGCCGCGGCGAGGAGACGGUGGCGACCAUCGCAAGCGGAAUCACUCACGCCAACGCCAUGGUGGCGGACAACUGCGUGCUGGCAGCAGGCAAGUACCUGCUGACCGAGUCGAGCAACAAGUCGUUCGACUCGACCAAGCUCAUCUUCGAGUCGCUGGCGCAGGUGAUUCCGCCGGGCAACGCGGUCGACACGCGGCGGCUGUCGCUGGUCGUCAUCCGCACAGUCAGCAGGCACCACAACGACCUCGUGAGACCGCACCUCGCACUCCUGGCGCAGCCCGUCUUCGCGUGCGUCAGGGACAUGAUCAUCCCGGUGAAGCUGGCGGCCGAGGCGGCAUUCCUGGCCAUCUUCGACGUGGUGACGGAAGAGAGUGCCGUGUUUGAGAAAUACAUGGCCGGCCCUGGAGCGUCGCUGGGACCGGGACCGAAGCGGAGCAUGCAGGACUACUUCAAGCGCGUUGCGACGAGGCUGGCGGCGCAGGCGAGGGAGAGGAAGGAGGCCGAGGGCGGACAGGGCGGAUUGGGUCUGAGCAGCGAUGAGAUGGAGGACGAGCGUGAGGUGUGGUCGGUGGGCAGGGUGGAGCUGGGUGAAGGUGGAUUUGGAGACGAUUAA
Diplodia corticola is the source of this 8043-nucleotide messenger RNA. RefSeq names its product translational activator gcn1. The transcript has 4 exons. Gene Ontology annotation, molecular function: protein kinase regulator activity. The coding region runs from base 1 to 8043 and encodes 2680 amino acids. Lineage: Eukaryota; Fungi; Ascomycota; Dothideomycetes; Botryosphaeriales; Botryosphaeriaceae. Gene Ontology annotation, biological process: regulation of translation; cellular response to amino acid starvation. The record is from RefSeq and is a predicted model, not a curated record. Gene Ontology annotation, cellular component: cytosol.